AGUUGCCGUUCCAUGUCUUCUGUGUGUAAGGGGCUGAUGAAUUGGAUCAACCUUGCUUGUUCUCAGCAAUGGGACUGGAUAUGUACACACUGGAAUGUAGAUCACAUAUAUUAGGAGCUACAGUUUAAACCUUAAAAAUAUAGAAAACGAAAAUAACUCCAUACGUGAUUUUAAGGAUGUUUGCCCCAGAUGUGUCUUCCUCAUCUUUGAAUUACACACUUGUCUUGGGAAUAACUUGUUUGACUGUUUUCAGCAACUUUACCAAAAGUUCUUCUGACUUCUCAGGUUACCUGUCCAAAGUGUUGAGGAAUUACACAGGGCAUGCUUGUGAUGGGGAGUACAUCUCUGUGCGGUGCCCUCACCGGACUACCAUCAGCAUCCAGGCUUCCUUUUAUGGCAGGAUGCCAAGCCAUCAAAUGUGCCCGCCCCUCUACCCACAUUCCAACACCAAGUUAUUCAAGGAAGACACAUCCUGUUCAACUGUUACCUCACUUCAGAAAAUGCAGGAUGAGUGCCAGGACAGACGGAGCUGCCAGCUUCUUGUCAACAGCAGACUCUUUGGGGUGGACCCCUGUCCCAGCACCAGCAAAUACCUCACUGUGUGGUACAAAUGCCGACCAAAUGAAUACAAGAGUAAAGUUGCAUGUGAAGACGACAAGUUAAAGCUGAGCUGCAAACAAAGCAUGGUGAUAGCGAUCUACUCUGCCAUCUUUGGAUGGUCACUGAAGGGGAGCUUGGAGUGUCCGUAUCAGAACACAGGGGUUCCAGCUGUAGAAUGCCAGUCAGGCACUGCCCUGCAGAUCAUGACAAGUUGGUGCCAUGGGAAGAGAAGCUGCAGUGGGUAUGCUAGCUCUCAUGCAUUUGGGGACCCGUGUUACCCUGGCGUUCGCAAGUACCUCAGUGUCAUUUACACCUGUGUACCAAAGAAACUGUUGGAAGAAGCCAAACCCAAGCUGACAAAGUACCACACCUUGAGCCACCCUCAGCCGCCCAGAUCAUAUGACCCAAAUAUUAUAGGAGAUGGGGCACUUCCUGAUGUGUCACCGAUUAUAACAACGGACGCAGUGCCAGAGGAAAAGAAGAUAGGAAGGGUACCUGGGUUCUACCCCAUGGAAGAGAAGUCCUCGCUGGUCCCUUUGGAUGAAAAACCUAGACGGAUGAUAAACAGCAGCAUGGAGUCGAAGACUAUCAGCACAGAGAUGGCACUGCUAAGCACCAUCCUUGCUGCAUAUUCUUUCAUCUUGGAAAACCCUGAGCGAGCAGCCUUGUACUUUGUGUCCGGCAUCUGCAUUGGCCUCAUCUUGAUGCUGUGUGCUGUGGUGGUGCAGAUCUCCUGCAGGACAGACUGCAAAGCCACCCCCACCAAGAAGCCUCAGAAGAACGAGGUCAGCGACAGCGAGAGCGACAGCAGCGACAGCGACUGGGACACCACCUCGGACCUGUCAGCACGGAGGCACCGGCGCUUUGAGAGGACUUUGAACAUGAACGUUUUUACUUCAGCAGAGGAGCUGGAGCGAGCGCAGAGGCUUGAGGAGCGAGAACGGAUAAUCCGGGAGAUCUGGAUGAACGGACAGCCGGAAAUCCCGGGCACCCGCAGUCUGAACCGUUAUUACUAGUGAUGGGAUUAGUGGUACUCUUAUAAUAGACCUGCUGCAUUGGGCUUGGGAGUAAUAGCAGUUUGCCAGGCCUUAACAACUUUUUGGGGCAUUAAACGGGGGAAGCUAACUUGGAAGCUCCCAUCCGCUCAGUGAGAAUAACAUUUUCAGGUGUGAAGCUGGAGAUUGAUAAUCACUGUUUAUUUAACAAACGUUCUAUAUAAGAACCAACAGCUACUCACAGCACAGACCGUGUUACCUCUGGGAGGUCUUAGGAAUUCCAGCCAUAAUUAUAAAACAAGUGAUAGAUGAAAAUGGCUACAGCUACAGUACAGGCACUUUCUGGCUUGGAGAAAAUGUGGUGUUGAAUUGCCAUAACAAUGAAAGUGGAAGCUUUUUGCUCACAGUGCACAGAUCUCUUUGAACCAAUGCCCAUGGCAUGAUGUAAAAAAGGAUGUUUCAUGGAAGUGGAAAACAAAGACGUGGAGACCCCCCACAUCCUAACAGACAGACAUUUGGAACACUGUAAUACUUAUCCAAAAAUGUUGUAAAAUCACCUCAGCCCUUAGACAUUAUAAAAUAGAUUUUAUUAUUUAAUAGUUUUGUUGUUAUUUGUCAUGGAAUCCUGCUAUACAGUGGCAAAGCUUUGACUGACACCUCAGGGAUGAAAUCCUAGUAUUUUACUUGUAUACUUUGCUUUGUUUAUCUAUGAAGAUUAAUGACUACAUUUCUUGUGAUGUGUCAGAAAGUUUUUUCUUAAAAAAACCUGGUUAAAAACCUCAAAGAGGUUUCUUCUGGUGCUUUUAAGAAAAUGCAUAAUGAUGUGCUUUUACCUGCUAGUUAACUAUAGUUCUAUACGGACAUUAAAGCCCAGUUAUUUUAUACACAAUGAAAUCCUGAUAAGGGUUGAAUCACGAUUGUGUGAAGUCAGGGCAUACAAAGUAGAACACUAAAGACCCCUAUUUAACACUAGUCUUGGACUGCCUUACCUAAGGUAACAUUAUGUAGUCCAGGAUUAGUGCGAAUCAGGCUCUGUGAAACCAGCCAUAUAUGUUUUUACAACCUUGAUUUGUGAUCACCUUCUGGAAAAAAAAUAAUAACCCUGUGUAGCUGUUAACUGCUUUACUUUUGCUGAAAAAGAACAUUAAUAUCCUGUUGAACUCAACCACAAAAUAUAUAGUUUUAAUUGCAGUGGUGCCGCUUAUAACCCCAAGGAGCUGUACAAUAGAUUGAAAAUAAUGAUGCUGCUUUUGUUACAUUUACAUUUAUGAACAUCAUUAUUCUUUAUUUUUAUAUGGUACAGUCUUACACUUUUUUAAAGUAUUAUUUUUUAAGUGUUCUUCCAUCUCACUCAUACAAAUGGAAACAUUCCCUUAUGGGACUGUGUUGCCUUCAAAAGUCUAGGUGAUAACUGAAAUAUGUAAAUCAUGUUUCACACGAUGCCCAAUAUAUAUGCAGUUUUGUCAUUUUCUCCAGAAGGCCACAUUGUAUAUACGUACAUACAUAUCUGUCAGUUUGAAUUGAUACAAAUAAAAUGUAUUUCUCUUACUGCGAUAGAGUGACCUUGGAUUAUUUUAUUUUUUUAAAGAUUUUUAAAAGCUACACUCAUUCUGUGCCUUGACAAUCAUACAUUUAUAAUCAAU
Molecule: messenger RNA, 3238 nt
Organism: Acipenser ruthenus (sterlet)
Lineage: Eukaryota; Metazoa; Chordata; Actinopteri; Acipenseriformes; Acipenseridae
Product: protein eva-1 homolog A-like
Exons: 8
Coding region: 177-1616 (479 amino acids)
Molecular function (GO): carbohydrate binding
Source: RefSeq, a predicted model, not a curated record